GCAGUAUACGACCCGUUGCUCAUGCAUGGAUUGAUAUUUUUUCGAGCGAGUAUGCCUGGCCUGGAUGCGAUCAUCAAUUGCGAGGCUCAGAGUCCAUGGGAACCGUUCAGGCCGAAUCUGAGCCUUUACCCAGCGUCGAAGUUCCAAGCUAUAUAACCGUCUCAGCAGACAAUCGCCACGUCGUUCGUUCUCUCCCGUCCGCACCAUAUGGAUCUCAGACACUCACAACACCGGUAUAUCCUCCAUGAUCCUACCCGGUGAUAUCCUCAUUCACGCCGGUGACCUUACCCAUUCCGGCACUCCUCGUGAGCUCCAAGACACCUUCGACUGGCUAGUCUCCCUUCUACGUGAGCACAAAAUCGCUAUAGCUGGUAAUCACGAUACGUACCUUCAAAAGGACGAAGGCCAUUUAUGGGCCCACUCAUGGCGAGAGCAUGGCAUCAUCUAUCUGGAGGACGAGGCCCACACUAUUCAAGUGCGCGGUUACGAACUCAAAAUCUUUGGCAAUGGCAGCCCGUUCACUCCGCAGCACGGCAAUGGCGUUUUCCAAUACCCACGUCCGGAUACCACUGACAUCCCAAGCCGUUGGUCUAUCAUUCUUGACGACACCGAUAUUCUCAUCACUUACGGUCCUCCGUACGAUCAUCUCGACCUCUCUGGACUUGGUCGCAAAGCCCUACUUGCACGCAUGUGGGAAAUUCGUAGGACACACCCGCCAGUUUUUUUAUCUGUUUGGACACAUUCAUGGCGGUCGUGGGGUCGUAGAUCUGCUCUGGAACCCUGCUCAGUCGAUAUGGGAGGACAUUGUGCACAAGAAAGGGGGUUGGCUCUACACCAUGCGCCUGUUAUGGGCGAUGCUUUUUCUGUGAUAGGAGGUCUGCGAGACCAUGAUGUACGGCCUCCUGUAGUCGUUGAUAUAUAAGAUCUCUCGACGUCUUGUGCGAGCUGAUGCGCUUACCGGAACUAGCGAACAUCAACAUCAAGCAUGUCGGUGACGAAGAUGACGCUGGAUUCCUGUCUGCAGUGACGACUUCCCGAAACCGAACAGUCGGCGAUAUAUACUCACUCGGCUGUAUCAUGUACAGGUCUUCUCAUUUAUUUUGCCUUCAGGUGGUUUAGACUUAUU
Messenger RNA from Suillus clintonianus, 1126 nucleotides. RefSeq lists its product as uncharacterized. Lineage: Eukaryota; Fungi; Basidiomycota; Agaricomycetes; Boletales; Suillaceae. Gene Ontology annotation, molecular function: hydrolase activity. The record is from RefSeq and is a predicted model, not a curated record. Bases 245 to 922 code for a protein of 225 amino acids. The transcript has 2 exons.